UCCUUCUUGGAGAUCUGCUGGCGGAGCUUCCAGUAGCAGCGAGGGGAGAGAGGGGCUCAGCCGCAGCUCCUGACACUUCAGCUCCAGAGGGGGAGGCUUCAAAGCGCGCUGCUUCUAAUUUGAUCGGCUUUGUUUUUUGGGGGGGAAGUUUAUUGACUGAUUGAUGUGCUGCUGACCCUUUAAGGCCAAACAUGAAGCUAGGGCUGUCACUGGCCACUGCUGCCUUCCUUGCAGCCCUGUUGACAUCCAUAGAUGCUCAAGUGGAACCUCCCUCAGACUUGAAAUUUAAAAUUAUAAAUGAGAACACAGUGGAAAUGUCAUGGGAAAGACCCUCAUCACCAAUAGAGGGCUUCAGAAUACAAAUUGUUGCAGAUGCAGAUGAAUGGGCUAGAGACCUUGCCUUUGAUGCCUACACCACUAAGACCUCACUCACUGACUUGACCCCUGACUUGAGCUACUCAGUGUCCAUAAACUCCUAUUAUGGGUCAGAAGAGAGCAUUCCCAUCUUUGGGCAACUGACCAUACAGACCAGUAACACCAGUGAACGAGUCAGAAGGCCACCAGGAGAUGCAAUCAAGUGUUCAGUCAGUGCAGUAGCAGAUUUGGUUUUUCUGGUGGACGGCUCAUGGAGUGUGGGUAGAGAGAACUUCAGGCACAUCCGUAGUUUCAUUGCCGGACUGGCAGGGGCCUUUGACAUCGGUGAGGACAAGACUCGGGUGGGUGUGGUUCAAUACAGCACAGACACCCGCACAGAGUUCCCCCUCACUCGUUACACCAGAAGAACAGAUCUGCUCCAAGCCAUCAACUCUCUGCCAUACAAGGGAGGAAACACUAUGACAGGUGAUGCCAUAGAUUACCUGCUGAGAAAUAUCUUCACGGAAGCAGCUGGAUCCAGGAAAGCUUUUCCAAAAAUAGCCAUGAUCAUCACUGAUGGAAAAUCCCAGGAUCCAGUGGAGGAGCAUGCUAAAAGACUUCGGAACAUUGGAGUGGAAAUAUUUGUCCUAGGUAUCAAAGGAGCAGAUGAGGCUGAGCUAAGAGAAAUGGCCUCCACACCUUACAACAAACAUGUGUACAAUGUUCCCAGCUUUGAUGAGAUCCAAGAGGUAGAGAAAAGCAUCAUCUCAGAGGUGUGCUCCGGUGUUGAUGAGCAGCUCACCUCUCUGGUCAGCGGAGAAGAAAUGGUGGAGCCAGCCUCUAAUCUGCAGAUCACAGAUGUUUCAUCUAAGUCCAUGAGAGUGACAUGGGACGCCUCACUGGGUGAUAUCACAGGCUACAAGCUCACCCUGGUUCCCAUGCUACCUGGAAUGAAACGCCAUGAGCUGUACAUGGGACCCACUCAGACAUUCAUCAAUGUUCGUGACCUUUCCCCUGAGACUGAGUAUGAGGUCAGCUUGUUUGCCCUGAAAGGUCUGGUACCCAGUGAACCCGCUGUGGCCAUGGAGAGGACUCAGCCUGUCAAGGUGCUAACAGAAUGUUCUCAGGGAGUAGAUGUGCAAGCUGAUGUGGUCCUGUUGGUUGAUGGCUCGUACAGUAUUGGAUUACAAAACUUUGCUAAAGUCCGUGCCUUCUUGGAGGUUCUGGUCAAUUCCUUUGAUAUUGGACCCAACAAAGUCCAAAUUAGCUUGGUCCAGUACAGUCGCGACGCACACACUGAGUUUGCCCUCAACACCUUGCCCUACCGUGGAGGCUCCACUAACACUGGCAGGGCCAUGAACUAUGUCAGAGAGAAGAUCUUUAUUCCCGCCCGUGGAGCCAGGCAAAAUGUGCCCCGUGUCAUGGUCCUGAUCACAGACGGAAAGUCAUCAGACUUUUUUAAGGAUGCAGCAACCAGACUGAGGGAUAUUGAUGUGGAGAUCUUUGCUGUUGGUGUGAAGGAGGCAGUGAGGUCUGAGCUGGAGGCCAUUGCUAAUACCCCCAUAGAAACUCAUGUCUAUGAGGUGGAGGACUUUGAUGCCUUCCAGAGAAUCUCCAAGGAACUGACUCAGUCCAUCUGUCUAAGGAUUGAACAGGAGCUGCUCAAAAUCAAAAAGAGAAGUCUGCUUCCACCCAGAGACUUGCGGUUCUCUGAGAUUACCUCCAGAAGUUUCCGUGCCACCUGGACAGCAUCUGCCACCGAUGUCUUGUCUUAUCUGGUGCGUUUCCGCAAGGCCGAAGAUGUCACCGGAGACUACAUUUCCCUGGCAGUGCCUGGCGAUACCACCACAGCCGUUUUGCCCCACCUUUAUCCCUUAACCACCUACGAAGUUAAUGUCUUUGCUCAGUAUGAUAAAGGAGACAGUUUCCCGUUGACUGGUGAAGAGACCACUCUUGAAGAGCAAGGGACUGUACGAAACCUACGAGUUUCAGAGGAGACAACAAACAGUUUUAGGGUGUCAUGGCAAUCUGCUCCGGGUUCGGUGAUCAGGUAUCGCCUGACCUACGUUCCAUUGAGUGGUGCUGGAGAGACAUUGGAGACCCAGACCACUGGACCAGAGACUACCAUAGUUCUUCACAACCUUUUUCCCAUUACCACUUAUCGUGUGUCUGUGUCUGCUGAGUACGCAACAGGCAUAGGGAAAAAGAUGGAAGUGGAUGGUACCACUAAGGAAUUACGGGGCUCCCCUCGUGACCUCCGUGUGUUUGAUGAGACCAUAUCUACAAUGAAACUGGAAUGGCAGGCUGCCCCAGGAAAUGUCCUUCAGUACCACAUUGCCUUCAAACCUGCUGAGGGUGGUGAGAGGAAGGAGAUAUUCGUCAAUGGCGAUACUACCCAGGCUGUUCUGAAGAAUCUCCAACCAGCCACUGAAUAUGAGCUGUUUGUUUCUGCUCGCUAUUCCUCUGGUUUGGGCGAUCCUCUUUUGGGCACAGGAACCACCUUAGAAGAGCUUGGUUCACCCAGAGACUUGGUAACCAGAGAUGUCACAGAUACCAGUUUUGCUGUGUCUUGGACUGCGGCCCCGGGUAAUGUUCGUCACUACCGGGUCAGGUGGAAGUCUCUGUUCAGUGAAGACACUGGGGAAAAGGCAAUACCAGGUGACACCACAGACACAGUUCUGGAGGGUCUCACCCCAGAGACACGUUAUCAGGUCUCUGUCUUUGCUGUCUAUGGCCAUGGAGAAGGCCAGCCGUUGGUUGGAGAGGAAACCACAGAUGUCUCAGCCGCUGGCAGAGCCAUUGUUGUCUCAGAUGAGACAGAGAAGAGCAUGAAGGUGACAUGGCAACCAGCGCCUGGAAACGUGGUCAACUACCGCGUUACCUACAAACCCCAGAUAGGAGGGCGCCAGCUAGCAGCCAAGGUGCCCGGUGACACUACCUCCACCGUGCUGAGACGUCUUACUCCCCUCACUACCUAUGACAUCACUGUUGUGCCCGUUUACCGUGUCGGAGAAGGCAAAGUAAGGCAAGGAGUAGGAACCACACUGUCACCUUUCAAAGGUCCUAGAAACCUCCAAACAUCAGAGCCUACCAGGAGUAGUUUCCGUGUAACCUGGGACCCUGCUCCUGGUGAUGUUAGGGGUUACAAAGUCACUUUCCACCCUGUAGGGGAUGACAUUGACCAGGGAGAGCUUCAGGUUGGCCCCUAUGACAAUACUGUGGUGCUAGAGGAGCUCAGAGCUGCUACUAAAUAUGCAGUGAAUGUGUCUGGUAUGUUUGAUGGAGGAGAGAGUAUGCCAUUGGCUGGAGAGGAGAAAACCACUCUUUCUGAUGGACCUGAUGUACCUUUAAAUGCACCAGACGUGGCGUGUAAGACUAAUGCACAGGCCGACAUCGUGCUGCUGGUGGAUGGCUCCUGGAGCAUUGGACGUCUUAACUUCAAGACCAUUCGUGCCUUCAUCACCCAGAUGGUGGGAGUCUUUGACAUUGGUCCAGAGAGAGUCCAGAUUGGUCUUGCUCAAUACAGUGGAGACCCCAAAACUGAAUGGCACUUGCAUACUCAUAGAACCCGAAAGUCACUCUUGGAAGCUGUGGCUGGUUUGCCCUACAAAGGAGGAAACACCUUGACUGGUAUGGCUUUGAACUACAUCCUCCAGAAUAAUUUCAAAGAGAAUGUUGGAAUGCGACCCAAUGCUCGAAAGAUCGCUGUUUUGAUCACUGAUGGCAAGUCCCAGGAUGAUGUCGAUGUAUACUCUCGAAACUUGCGGGAUCAGGGCAUUGAGAUCUAUACCAUCGGUGUGAAGAAUGCUGAUGAGAAUGAGCUGAGGGCCAUUGCCUCUGAUCCGGAUGAAAUUCAUAUGUACAACGUGGCUGACUUCUCCUUCCUACUGGACAUUGUGGACAGUCUUACUGACAACCUCUGUAAUAGUGUCAAGGCAGGAGGACGUCUACCUGAUGCUCCUACUAAUCUGGUGACAUCAGAUGUGACUCACCAGUCCUUCAGAGCCACCUGGACCCCCCCUGAUGACCCAGUGGAAAAGUACCGUGUUGUGUACAUGACUUUGACAGGACAGCCUCAGCAGGUGUUGGUGGAUGGUGAAGAGACCACAGUGGUACUCCAGAAACUCGACCCUCUGACAGAGUACCUGGUCAGCGUCUACUCCGUGGUGGGAGAGGAGAGCAGCGAGCCUCUCAAAGGAAGCGAGACCACGUUGCCCUUGAGUGCCGUUAGGAUGAUGGACAUUUAUGAUGAGCAGUCCACUACCAUGCGGGUGCGAUGGAGGAAGGCGGAUGGAGCUACUGGCUACAUGCUGCUCUACAGCGCAAUCAAUGCCACACAACCCACCGUUGAGGAGGAGAUGAGAGUGGGGAAAGAUACAACUGAUGUCCAGCUGGUGAACCUACUCCCCAACACGGCUUACACACUGUCCCUCUUUGCCCUGCAUGGAGAAUCAGCUAGUGACCCGCUGACCAAGCAGGGUGUCACCCUGCCCCUGCCACCUGUAGGCGAACUGAGGGUUCGUGAUAUCACCCACAGCACCAUGAGGCUUAUCUGGGAUGCUGCUCCGGGUCCUGUUCGCAAGUACCUGAUCACCUAUAAGCCUGAAAACGGAGAAGCUAAAGAGCUGGAAGUGGGAGGAAGUGUGACCACCAGGCAGCUGGACAACCUGAUCUCUCAGACUGAGUAUGCCCUGGCUGUUACUCCGGUCUAUGACGCUGGACCCGCACAACCAAUGCUGGGAGUAGCAACCACUGAUGUGGUUCCUGCCCCAAAGAACCUCAGAUUCUCUGAAAUUACCGAGAACAGCUUCAGAGCCACUUGGGAGCACGGAGCCCCCGAUGUUGCUUUGUAUCGCUUUGGCUGGGCUAAGCACGGAGAGCCCAACUUCAAAUAUGCCAUUCUGAACAAUGAUGAGACAACCCAGUUCCUGGAGGACUUGGAGCCAGACACGCCCUAUGAUGUGUCUAUCACUGCGAUCUACCCAGAUGAAUCAGAGAGCGAGGACCUGAUGGGCACUGAGAGGACAUUACCACAUGCACCUCCCACCAAUUUGGUUGUGUACAACGAAACUACCACCACUCUGAAUGCCAGGUGGAAUCCAGCUCCAGGUCGUGUCCAGAGCUACAGGGUCACUUAUGUCCCCACAUCUGGAGGCAGGAGCCAGACUACUCAGGUUGGAGGGAAGAAGAAUACUGUCCUGCUUCCCAAACUGACGCCUGACACAGAAUAUUCUGUCACCGUUGUGGCGGUCUACCCCAAAGGAUUCAGCACUGAGCUUAACGGCUUUGGAAAAACCAAACCUUUGGGUGGUGUUAGGAACUUGCGGGUUACUGACCCCACUACUAGCACCCUGAAUGUCCAGUGGGAGCCUGCUGAGGGAGCUGUGCGUCAGUAUAGGGUCUUCUAUGUCCCUGCAGCUGGAGGAGAUGAGGAGAUGGUUCAGGUUUCAGGCAGCACCUUAAACACUGUGCUGAAGAACCUACACUCUGAUACCGUCUACACUGUAACUCUGGUUCCUGUCUAUUCUGCUGGAGAGGGGCAACGCAUGUCUGAAAACGGCAAAACAUUGGCGCGUAGCCCCGUCAGGAACAUCCAGGUUUUCAACCCUACAACCAACACUCUGAACGUUCGCUGGGAGGCUGCCACAGGCCCAGUCCAGCAGUACAGGGUGGUCUACUCUCCUCGGACAGGCGCCAGGCCCUCUGAGUCGAUUUUGGUACCAGGGUCCACCACCACGGCCCUGCUGGAGCAGCUGAUCCCAAAUACUGAAUACAAUGUUGGAGUGGUUGCCCUGUACAGUGAUGGCGAAGGACCUGCCAUCAGUGACGCUGGAAAGACACUGCCCCGCAGUGGCCCGAGGAACAUGCGUGUAUACGACCCCACCACCACCACUCUGUCUGUGAGCUGGGAUCCUGCGGAUGGUCCUGUCAUGCAGUACCGUAUCACCUAUGAACCGACCACAGGAGAUCCCAUUGAGGAACAUACUACAGUUCCAGGAAACAGAAACAGUGUGAUUCUUCAGAACCUAGAUCCAGACACACCUUACAAUAUCAAAGUGACAGCCAUCUAUGGAGAUGGACCAGGAGGAGACCUGGACGGAGCUGGACGCACAGUGGACAUGCUCGGCCCCAGGAACCUUCGUGUUUCUGAUGAGUGGUACACCCGCUUCAGGGUGUCCUGGGACCCUGCCCCAUCCAGGGUUAAUGGAUACAAGCUUAUCUACCAGCCUGAGGGGUCUGAUGAGUCCUCGGAGGUGUUUGUUGGAGAUGUCACCUCCCAUCAACUGCAUAACCUAAAACAUGGAACCACUUAUGAUGUGAAAGUGCUGGCACAAUACAACACAGGCCUCAGUGCACCUCUGAUUGGACAAGGCACCACAUUGUACCUGAAUGUGACAGACCUGACCACCUACAAUGUUGGCUAUGACUCUUUCUGCAUCCGAUGGGCCCCUCACAGAGCUGCCACCUCCUACAGACUCAAAGUUAAUCCUCUUGACCCCUCCAAGCGUGGAGCUCAGGAGAUCACAGUCAGAGGCUCAGAGAGCACUCACUGCUUUGAUGGUUUGACCCCUGACACUCUCUACAAUGCCACAGUGUACACCCAAACCCCCAACAUGGAAGGCCCCGGAGUCAUUGUCAAAGAGAGGACAUUGGUCAAACCCACUGAGCCGCCGACUGAGCCUCCCACCCUACCUCCUCCAGCAACAGUCCCCCCUGCACUAGAUGUGUGCAGAGGUGCCAAGGCAGACCUGGUCUUCCUGAUUGACGGCUCCUGGAGUAUUGGAGAGGAGAGCUUCCACAAGGUCAUCCAGUUUGUCAAGACCAUGACUGGAGCCUUUGAUUUCAUUAGCCCUAGUGGCAUGCAGGUUGCAUUUGUGCAGUACAGCGAUGACGCCAAGACCGAGUUCAAACUGAACACCUACCAUGACAAGGGCAUAGUGCUGUCAGCUUUGCAGACUGUCCGCUACAGAGGAGGAAACACCAAGACAGGCUUUGCUCUGAAGCACGUCUAUGAUAAGGUGUUCACAUCAGACAGUGGUAUGAGGAGGAACGUCCCGAAGGUGCUGGUGGUGGUCACAGAUGGACGCUCCCAGGAUGAAGCCAAGAAGAAUGCAGAAAAACUGCAGCAUGCUGGUUACAGUGUGUUUGUGGUAGGAGUGGCUGAUGUGGACAUGGCAGAGUUGAGAAAUAUUGCAAGCAAGCCCAGUGAGAGAUAUGUGUUCCUGGUAGACGACUAUGAUGCCUUUGACAAGAUUCAGGACAACCUGAUCACCUUCAUCUGUGAAACAGCCACUUCCACCUGUCCUCUGAUCUACAUCAAUGGAUUCACCACGCCUGGCUUCAGGAUGUUGGAGGCUUUCAACAUCACAGACCGGACAUUCGCUGGUGUGAAUGGUGUGUCCAUGGAGCCUGGUUCCUUCAACAGCUACAUUGCUUACAGGCUGCAUAAGGAUUCUUUCCUGACCCAGCCCACCAAGGAGAUCCAUCAGGCGGGUCUUCCCCCAUCUUACACCAUUAUCCUGCUUUUCCGCCUGCUGGCUGACACGACCUCCGAGCCUUUUGAUAUCUGGCAGAUUUCUGACAAAAACCACAACCCCGAGGUCGGAGUCACCAUCAACCCUUCCAGUAAGACAAUCAUGUUCUACAACAAGGACACCCGAGGAGAGAUCCAGAGAGCCACAUUUAAUGAGGAGCAAGUGAAGCGGGUUUUCCAUGGCAGUUUCCACAAGCUCCACAUCAGCGUUUCUCCAGAGAAAGUCAAGCUCAAUUUGGACUGCCAAGAGGUGGCAGAGAAGCCCAUCAAGGAGGCCAGCAACAUCACACUGGAUGGCUACGAAGUGCUGGGCAAGCUGGUCAAGUCUGGAGGUGGAAGGAGGCAGUCUGCUACAUUCCAGCUUCAGAUGUUCGACAUUAUCUGCAGCUUGAGCUGGAUCAGCCGAGAUAGAUGCUGCGACCUGCCCGCCACAAGAGAUGAGGCCAAGUGCCCAGCCCUUCCCCACUCCUGCACAUGCACACAGGACAGCAUCGGCCCUCAGGGGCCUCCCGGACCAUCGGGCAGCCCGGGUUCCAAGGGACCUCGAGGGGACAGAGGAGUACCCGGCAACAGCGGUCCUAUGGGUCCACGUGGUGAGCCAGGACUCCGGGGCGCAAUGGGACCACCGGGUCCACAAGGCCCUAAUGGCCUGUCUCUACCUGGAGAACCUGGUCGCCCGGGACCAAAGGGAGAUCCUGGAGACCCUGGUCUGUCUGGCCGGCAAGGUCCUCCUGGGCCACGUGGUUCUCUGGGCCCCGUUGGACCAAGUGGAGCACGGGGGCCACCAGGGAAGGAGGGACCAUCUGGACCAAGAGGUCCACCAGGGCCCAUGGGAAACCCUGGAAAUCCAGGUGCGCCAGGAAUUACUGGAAAACCAGGGAAACCAGGAGACACAGGAAACCCAGGACCUCUUGGCCCUAAAGGAGAGAAAGGAGAGAGGGGAGACUUUGCAUCCCAGAACAUGAUGCGCUCCAUCGCCAGACAAGUUUGUGAACAGCUUGUGAACAAUCAGAUGAGCAGAAUUGACAUGAUGAUCAACCAGAUUCCAACUGGAUAUCGUAGCAACUCUCCAGGGCCACCUGGUCCUCCUGGUCCCCCUGGCGACCAGGGAUCCCGCGGAGAGCCUGGACCACAGGGUAGAGCUGGUUUCCCUGGAGGCCAAGGUUUACCUGGGAAUCAAGGGGAAAGAGGUUUGCCAGGAGAGAAGGGAGAAAGAGGGGAGCCAGGAAAUGGUAUCAGAGGACAGAGAGGUUCAAGUGGGCCACCAGGGCCACCAGGAGAGUCAAGAACAGGACCUCCAGGUCCUUCUGGUUCCCCUGGGCCAAGCGGCCCUCCAGGUCGCCAAGGUACUCCUGGGGUGAGGGGACCUCCAGGACCCCCUGGAUACUGCGACUCCUCUCAGUGUGUUGGCAUUCCUUACAAUGGACAAGGAUACACAGGUUUGGCAUAGUAAACCUUCUAAGUCACCUGUGCUGCUUACUCUUUGGCGUCCUGUUUCUGAGAUGUUUACCCAUUUGCUAUGGGGCAUGUAAGGAUAAUCACCAUGGACAUAAUUACUGAACAUUAAAACAAAUAUUACAAAAAGCCCAAAAAAAAAAAAAAAAA
Messenger RNA from Monopterus albus (swamp eel), 9493 nucleotides. Its product is annotated as collagen alpha-1(XII) chain-like. Gene Ontology annotation, biological process: endodermal cell differentiation. Gene Ontology annotation, molecular function: protein binding. The coding region runs from base 192 to 9338 and encodes 3048 amino acids. The transcript has 66 exons. NCBI's taxonomy places the organism in Eukaryota, Metazoa, Chordata, Actinopteri, Synbranchiformes, Synbranchidae. The record is from RefSeq and is a predicted model, not a curated record.